Messenger RNA from Quercus lobata, 768 nucleotides. RefSeq lists its product as uncharacterized. NCBI's taxonomy places the organism in Eukaryota, Viridiplantae, Streptophyta, Magnoliopsida, Fagales, Fagaceae. The record is from RefSeq and is a predicted model, not a curated record. The coding region runs from base 1 to 768 and encodes 255 amino acids. The transcript has a single exon.
AUGGCACCAAGUUCCAUCAAAACGGACAUGGAAAGCGAUAAGGUAAGGGAACUUAGGGAAGGUCUUAUUGCAGCAAAAGUUUCCCAGGGUUUAAAGCAACGUAUUCGUGCACCAUGGUCCAAGGCUCUGAUUGUGAAGGUAUAUGGGAGAACAGUGGGUUACAACUUUAUUCAUGCAAAAAUCCUAUCCUUAUGGAAUCCGGUAGGAAGGAUAGACUGCACUGAUCUAGGGAAAGAUUUCUUUCUCGUCCGUUUCUCAAUCAAGGAGGAUCUUGAUGCUGUGCUCAAGAACAGGUCGUGGUUCUUAGGAGAAAACUUCCUAUCUAUAAGACCUUGGGAGCCAAACUUCAAGCCAGCUACAAUGAUGGUAUCUUCGGUAGCCGUAUGGGUUAGACUUAACGAACUUCCUAUCGAGUAUUAUGAUUUUGAGGCCCUCCUCAUCAUUGGUCAAGCCAUUGGGAAUGUCCUGAGAAUAGACACUCAUACUGUAAUCAGAACAAGGGUUAGAUACGCCAGGCUUUGCAUCCAGGUGGAUAUUAAGAAACCCCUUGCAAAUGCAGUGCUAGUCAAUAACCUUGAACAACCUAUCACCUAUGAAGGGCUACAUAGGUUCUACUUUUCUUGCGAACAUAUCGGUCACUGGAGAGAGGAAUGUAUCUUCACGAUAAAGAAACCAUCACCAGAAAAACGAUCUGCGCCGAAAGGACAAGAAAUCCUUACCAUGAAGGAUAACAAUGCUGAGGAACUCAAGGCCAUGUGCAACGCAUGA